AUGAAGUCUGUUAUUCUAAUUUUGCUGGUUGGAACAGUGCUCGUAUUAUGUGAUGUAAAUAUAGUUUUUGAUCUGAACAAAGCCGAAGAGCUCUUCGAACAAUUCAUUAAAGACUACAACAAGGUUUACGAAGACGACGAAGAUAAAAAGGUUCACUUUGAAGCGUUCAAGAAAAAUUUGGAACAAAUUAAUAAGUCAAACCAGGAAAAUCCAGAUGCUAUUUUUGGCAUCGACGAUUUCACUGAUUAUACUGAGGAAGAAUGGUCGCAUAUGCACGGCGUCAUCCUACCUACCUCAUCAACGGAAAAUAUUCCGGAAUAA
Hyposmocoma kahamanoa is the source of this 321-nucleotide messenger RNA. Its product is annotated as cysteine proteinase-like. Lineage: Eukaryota; Metazoa; Arthropoda; Insecta; Lepidoptera; Cosmopterigidae. The record is from RefSeq and is a predicted model, not a curated record. The coding region runs from base 1 to 321 and encodes 106 amino acids. The transcript has a single exon.